Molecule: messenger RNA, 2018 nt
Organism: Fomitiporia mediterranea MF3/22
Lineage: Eukaryota; Fungi; Basidiomycota; Agaricomycetes; Hymenochaetales; Hymenochaetaceae
Exons: 10
Coding region: 45-2018 (657 amino acids)
Source: RefSeq, a predicted model, not a curated record
UACCCUUGUUGAGGGUGAGGAGGACAUUGAGGAAGAAAGGGAAGAUGACGAUGGUGAUGAUGCUUAGAAGGUCGAUGAGGAACAAAGCGAAGAGCAACAAUGGAGAGAACCCGCUAGUGAGCACGACACAGGCACAGACGGUAACACUCGCGCAUUGUCAACGCCACGAUGUGCUCGCCGCACUGCCGUCAUCGACAUCGAUUAACACGCUGUUGAGAUGUGCACGCGUGACCUCUUUCCCCAUCCUUCGAUUUGGACGCAUAGCAUCCACCUUCUCCUUCCUCCUGUCAUUGUCAGCGUCUCUUGACAUGUCGAACCUUACGCCCCCGCAACCGCCUCCGACAUGGCAACACAAGCCUGAUGAGGUGCUCGAGCUGUCGAAGAAGACGAUUGACCAUACCAAGGAGGUGUAUGGUGAACUUGCUACGGCAGAGGCUGAAAUCCAGGUCCUCGAUCCAGUUCACUUCUACUGGAGCGUCUCGACAUCCAAGGAGCUCCGUAAUGCAUCAAAUCAGACGGAUACCCUCAUCAGAAACUUCCUUGUGGAGUGCGAGAUGCGUGUGGAUGUAUUCAUUGCAAAGAAGAAUGCGGACGCCAAUAUCGAAUCCCAGGGUGUGAACCUCAGCGCAGAGGAACGUAGGCUUGGGGAGAAGAUGAAACUAGACGGCAAACGCGCAGGUCUUGAUCUCCCGGAAGGCAAACGGAAGGUUUUGGAGUUGAACCGACUUUGUGUGGGAUUCAGUUUGGUGUAUACAGAACCGGUCCCUUCUGGAGACGUAUUGUUGACCGUCGAGGACCUAGACCUCUUCUUGCUUGUCGGAUACUCCAGAAUAUGCUAUUUCUACAAUAAUCCAGACCACGCGGGAGCUAAUGCAGAUGCUGAGAGGAUCUCGAAUUUUGCGUUUGCGGUCAUGACCCUCUGCUUAUUCUUUGCAGGGGCAGGUGGAAACGGUGGAUUUACCAGCACUGUUUAUGCAAGCGCAAAGUCAUGCCCUGAUAUGAUGAGGGCAUCUGCGAUGAGGCUGGUCAUAUCUGGUUUCGGUCUCUCGGCGUUCUUUUUCUCCGGCCUUGCGAGGAUUCUAUACCCAGAUGAUACGUCGUCGUUCCCAUUGGUACUCGCUUUUGGCACGCCUUGUCCAAUGAUUCCGGGCCUUUUCUUCGUGCGGACGAUACCCCUACCCUCUGACAGUGACGACUCUCCCGAUUCGACUCCAACUCCGGUCCCCUGCCAAACGACGCUGCCUGCGACACAUCGCCAUGCUUACCAUCAUCAGCACCGUUCGAAUCAGGACGACGAAUAUGCGCACCAGAACCUCGGUUCACCUGCCCCGCGUCGGCAUUCUGUUGAGUACGCCGUACCUUCGCCGCCUGGUGGACAACGAGUCCAAAUUUCCGUCAAGAUUGAUGAUGUGCUGGACAGCGGAGACAUCGCGCAGCAAAUCACAGCCAUUUUCCGACGCGUCCUCCCAGCCAUCCGCAUCGCAUCUAAGGCGUUUUGGAACGGGUGUGUAUCUUUCCUGACGUCACUGAAUGUCUCGUUUCCUCGCGCGAGGUUGCCUGAGUUGAAGAGCCCGCUCGAUGAGGAUGUGGAACUGAGUGGUUUCUCGCCAAUCCAACGGAAUUUGUUCGUUCGUCCGCCCUUGAAAGCCGACGAGCUGGCUUCUGAGGCUCGUGUGGCUCACCCUAAUGAAGAAUAUCUUAUGCGAAUAUCGGAUAUCCUGAAAAAGGCAGAACAGAUUGCUACAAUCGAGUUCACACUGUCUGGGCAACCUUCUGCCGCUAAUGAACCCGCACGAGUUGCAACACCUGUCGUUGCCGCGCCCAGGUCUCCAUCAGAACCGAUUCAGCCCACUCGGGAUGAUCCUGAGAAUGGCGAGGAUAAUGACGAUAUAACGCAGACGUUGCGUACAGAUGAUGAGGUGCUCCGUGACACGUUCGAUGAGGCUCUCAAGGGUGUAGCGGAUGUUGGCAGUGACUUCGAUGAAGAGGAAGUUGAGAAAAUAGCUGCUGCUUUCUAG